This is a messenger RNA of Prorocentrum cordatum, 1215 nucleotides long. The record is from the annotation of a GenBank genome assembly. NCBI's taxonomy places the organism in Eukaryota, Dinophyceae, Prorocentrales, Prorocentraceae.
AUGCUGCAGAUCGCGGAGGAGCGCACCCAGCGCCGCAUGGAGGUGGCGGAGGCGAGGCUGAGGCUGGACGCGAUGGAGGAAGCCGGCGCGCGGGUCGAGGCGGCGGCCGCCGAGGCCCCCGCGGCGAACCGGGAGGCGGAGGCGAGACUGCUGCGCGUCGCGGCGGAGGCGGCGGGCGCGGUGGACGCAGCCAAGAGGGACCUGGAGGAGCUGGCCCGUGCCGAGGCGGAGCGGGUCGUGGCCGAGAUCCGGGGCGUGGCGGUGGAGGAGCGUCCAACGCUCUUCGUGGCCGCCAGGCCCGACGUCGGCGCCUCGAGGGCGGCGGAGCUCGCGGCGGAUGCUGGGGCCGAGCUGCGGUCGCUGAUGGGCGAGCUUGAGGCGCGGCUGGCCGGGCGCGUGGCCGCCCUGGAGGCGCAGAGCGCUGCGGGGGCGACGGAGGCGAGGGCGCUCGUGGAGCGGCUGGACGGCCGCCUCGCUGAGCGCGUGGCCACCUCGGAGAGGGCGGCGGCCGAGGCUAUGGCUCUGGCGACGGAGCUCGAGUCGCGGCUGUCUGGGCGCGUAGCCUCGCUGGAGGCAAAGGGCCCGCCGGGCGGCGCCGAGGUCGGCGAGCUUGCGUCGCGCCUGGCGGGGCUCGAGGAGCGGGGCUCGGCCGGGACCGCCGAGGCGAGGGAGCUCGUGUCGGACCUGGAGUCUAGGCUCGCCGUGCUCGUCGCCUCGCUGGAGGAGCGCGCGGCGAGCAGAGGCGCCGAGAUGGGCGUGAACGUGGCGCAGCUGGACUCCCGGCUCGCCGGGCGCAUCGUCUCGCUCGAGGCGCAGGGCAUGGCCAGGGACACGGAGGUGAGGGCGCUCAUAUCGGAGCUGGAGUCGCGCGUCGAGCGGCACGCCGCCGCGGCGGAGCCGCGGGCGCGCGCGGAUGCCGUGGCGCUCGUGGCGGAGCUGGAGGCGCGGCUGGCCGAGCGCAUCGCCUCCCUGGAGGCGCGGCACUCCGAGGCCGCGGCGGCGGCCGCGAGGGCCGAGGCUGGCCUCAAGAGGGAGGAGGGCAGGCUCGCGGAGCUGGCCUCGUUGGUGAGCGUGGCGCAGGAGGGAAAGGGUGUCGGCCUUGGAGCAGCGGGCGAAGGAGGCGGCCGCCAGCGGCCAGGCCUGCCUGGAGGAGUGCCAAGGCGCGUCCGCCCGGGUCCUGGCGGCGGAGCAGGGCCUGGACUCCCGCGUGCGUGA